Molecule: messenger RNA, 1884 nt
Organism: Penicillium vulpinum
Lineage: Eukaryota; Fungi; Ascomycota; Eurotiomycetes; Eurotiales; Aspergillaceae
Exons: 3
Coding region: 1-1884 (627 amino acids)
Biological process (GO): transmembrane transport
Cellular component (GO): membrane
Molecular function (GO): myo-inositol:proton symporter activity
Source: RefSeq, a predicted model, not a curated record
AUGGACGCGCUGUCCGAGAAGGUCGUGCCACAACGGCCAUUUGGAACAGCAGCUGAGAGAGCACGGCGCAAUGCCAAACUCUCCAAUCCGUUGGCCGGGUUUAGCCAUACCGAACUACGGAGGCAGGGGCGUACGUUUGCUGAACUUCACGAGAUGGGCGACGAGUCCGAUAUCCGUGCUUUCGAGCUGGGUGCUGUGCUGGCACAGUCUCCAGAACGAUAUACCAAUGUUGCUGGUCUAACAAACCAGGAGAAGGGAGUAUUACGCCGGGAGUUCACGCAUCGCUGGUCACAGCCAUGGAAGAUGUAUGCCGUCAUUACAUUGUGUUCUUUAUCUGCUGCAGUUCAGGGCAUGGACCAAACGGUUGUCAAUGGAGCCCAGAUAUUUUACAAAUACCAAUUCGGCAUCGGCGACGAAUCCUCUCGGAAUGCCUGGCUCCUCGGUCUAAUAAAUUCAGCGCCAUACCUCUGCUGCGCCUUCAUCAGCUGCUGGCUAACAGUCCCAUUCAAUUACUGGCUUGGGCGCCGCGGUACAAUUUUCAUAACAUGCUGCUUCUCUGCGAUAGCCUGUCUCUGGCAGGGAUUUGUCUCUACCUGGUGGGCGAUGUUUGUUGCACGAUUCAUGUUAGGCUUCGGUAUCGGCCCCAAAUCAGCAACAGUGCCAAUAUACGCGGCUGAAACGGCGCCGCCGUCCAUCCGUGGUGCAUUGGUCAUGCAGUGGCAUGUCUGGACUGCGUUCAGGAUUAUGGUCGGCUAUGCAUCCGACCUCAUCUUCUACAAUGUCGACUCGACUAUCAUCGUCGGCCUGAAUUGGCGCUGUAUGAUGGCCUCGGCAAUGUUCCCGGCUCUGGUCGUUUGCUGCUUUGUCUUUGCUUGCCCCGAGUCUCCACAUUGGUAUAUGCGACAGAAACAAUAUUAUCAUGCUUACAGGUCUAUCUGUACGCUGCGACAUCACAAAAUUCAGGCGGCUCGGGACUUGUACUACAUGCAUACCCUGCUGGAGGCUGAGGAUAAGAUGAACCUUGGAAAUAACAAGAUGCUGGAACUGAUCAAAGUCCCGCGAAAUCGGCGAGCGACGUUGGCGUCUCAGAUUGUCAUGUUCAUGCAGCAGUUCUGUGGCGUGAACGUUAUUUCAUAUUAUUCUUCCGAGAUAUUUCUCGAGGUUAGUCCAAUUUAUCUAUCCUACUUCCUCUCCAGAAUAUUAAACGAAAGCUCAGGCCAAAUUCUCCCCACCGGCUGCAUUAGCCGCCUCGUUGGGUUGGGGCCUAAUCAAUUGGCUCUUAUCGAUACCGGCAGUUUACACAAUCGACACAUUAAGGUUGGCCGACGCAAUCUCCUAUUACUCACCUUUCCUCUCAUGUCUAUGGCACUUUUAUUCACAGGCUUCAGCUUCUGGAUCCCAGAGAGCAGCCACAAUGCACGCCUCGCAUGUAUCGCUGUGGGGACAUAUAUUUUUGGCAUAUUCUACUCACCGGGCGAGGGACCCGUGCCAUUCACCUACACAGCCGAGGUGUACCCGUUAUACGUCCGGUCCUACGGAAUGGCGCUAGGCACGGCAACAAUGUGGUUCUGUAAUUUCCUUCUAGGCGUGACGUGGCCGUCCCUGCGCGCUGCAUUCACAAUACAGGGCGCAUUUGCUUGGCAUGCAGCCUGGUGUUUGGUUGGAUGGUGGCUGAUACUCUUGUUCAUGCCUGAGACGAAGGGGAAAACGCUUGAAGAGUUGGAUCAGGUCUUUUCUGUGCCAACGAGGUUCCAUGCGCGGUAUGGGAUAAGGCAAAUUGGAUAUUUCUUUAAACGAUAUUUCUUGAGGAGGGGUGUUAGACCAGAAGUUCUUUAUGAGAGGGAGGAAUUGGCCAAGGCUCAUGAUGUGGGAUUUAAUGCUUGA